Diorhabda sublineata is the source of this 792-nucleotide messenger RNA. RefSeq lists its product as uncharacterized. The transcript has 5 exons. The coding region runs from base 1 to 792 and encodes 263 amino acids. The record is from RefSeq and is a predicted model, not a curated record. NCBI's taxonomy places the organism in Eukaryota, Metazoa, Arthropoda, Insecta, Coleoptera, Chrysomelidae.
AUGCUUAAUUCACCUCAUUCUCCAUUGGAAAUCAUCAACACGGAACUAGGAUGGUUGAACGAAGCUGAAGAUCAAAAUCUGUCUGUUGAAGAUGUUGAUGAUGAAGCUACAGAUGCUGGUGAUUACUGCUCAGAGUAUGGUUCUUCUUUGGAACAAGAACCAGAUUCAGAAGAUAAUCAAAAUGUUUUGAGUCGAUGGGACGAAGCUGAAGAUCAAGAUCUGUCUGUUGAAGAUGUUGAUGAUGACGUUACAGAUACUGGUGAUUACUGCUCAGAGUAUGGUUCUUCCUUGGAACAAGAACCAGAUUCAGAAGAUAAUCAAAAUGUUUUGAGUCGAUGGGACGAAGCUGAAGAUCAAGAUCUGUCUGUUGAAGAUGUUGAUGAUGACGUUACAGAUACUGGUGAUUACUGCUCAGAGUAUGGUUCUUCCUUGGAACAAGAACCAGAUUCAGAAGAUAAUCAAAAUGUUUUGAGUCGAUGGGACGAAGCUGAAGAUCAAGAUCUGUCUGUUGAAGAUGUUGAUGAUGAAGCUACAGAUGCUGGUGAUUACUGCUCAGAGUAUGGUUCUUCUUUGGAACAAGAACCAGAUUCAGAAGAUAAUCAAAAUGUUUUGAGUCGAUGGGACGAAGCUGAAGAUCAAGAUCUGUCUGUUGAAGAUGUUGAUGAUGAAGCUACAGAUGCUGGUGAUUACUGCUCAGAGUAUGGUUCUUCUUUGGAACAAGAACCAGAUUCAGAAGAUAAUCAAAAUGUGUACCAUCAAGAAAUGCUUCAUUUACCUCGUUCUCUAUUGUGA